UUUAAGGUUUGGGGCCGCGAGAGCCUGAAAUUUGUGUGGAAGUGGAUUCAUGGGGGCAAGAGUUCUAGCUUGGACAUGGCGCACCCUCUGCUUGGCGCGGCCAAACUCUCUCGCUUCUCUCCUCACUUCCCGUGCUCUAUAGAGGAGCUAACCCUCAGGAGAGCCACCAUCCACGGCGAAUCGGCAACCCAAUCUCACACCUCUUCUUCCCCCUCCGACCAACUCAUCUCCGACCAAAUCAUCUCCGAUCUCCAAAGCGGCAAAACCCAAAAUUCUCUCCUUCCCAACUCCUUAACCAACCUAACCCCUUCCGUGAUCCUCGACGUCCUCUACAAAUGCAGCAGACGAGCCCCUCUUCUUGGCCAAGAAUUUGUCAAUCUCCUUGCUCGAAAUUCCAGCUCGAAGUUCUCAUCGGAGUCUCUCGGCGCCAUGAUCCACGUCUCAGUUCUAAACCGCCGCUCCACCGAUGCUCAAUCCCUUAUCCUCCGAAUGGUUCGCCGACGAGGUAGCUCGAGGUCACAGAUCAUAGAUGCCCUUAUGUCCACUUACCACGGCUGUAACUCGAACCCCUCCGUUUUCGACCUUUUAAUCCGCACCUAUGUCCAGGCUAGAAAACUGAGGGAGGCCGCAGAGGCCUUUAGGGUUUUGAAGGAGAGGCGUAUUUCAGUCUCCGUCAAUGCCUGCAACAGCCUUCUUGCUGGAUUGGUGCGAGCCGAUUGGCUUCACAUGGUGUGGAAUUUAUACGAAGAAGUAGUUGAAAUGGGAACCCGUGUGAAUUCAUACACCCUAAACAUCAUAGUCAAUGCUCUGUGCAAAGAAGGGAGAUUCGAAGAUGCUGAUGAACUGAUGAACGAAAUGGAGAAAAAAGGAGUUUUUUCAGAUCUCGUGACUUACAACACAUUGGUUGAUGCUCGUUCUCGCAGCGGGCAUCUGGAAGAAGCAUUAGUACUAUUGAAUUCAAUGGUAAGUAAGGGGUUGAAGCCUAAUGUUUCAACUUAUAAUGCUAUUAUGAAUGGAUUUUGCAGACAAGGAGAGUUUGAGAAUGCCAAGGAGCUACACCAUGAGAUGAUUGGGAGCGGAUUGGUUCCAAACACUUCUACAUUUAACAUUCUGCUAGGAUGUUUAUGUAAAAACGGAAAAGUUCAGGAGGCAGUGGGGAUAUAUCAGGAGAUUAUGAACCAACAUCUUCUUCCUGAUAUGUUAACCUUUAGCUAUUUGAUUAAUUUGUUUACUAAAUGGGGAGAUUUGAACUCAGCAAUGCACUAUUUUGAAGAGAUGAAGGUUUUUGAUUUGAUUCCAGAUACUGUUGCUUAUACAAUGCUUAUUAAUGGAUUUUGCAGGAUCGGUUCUAUGUCGAAAGCUCGAGAGUUGUAUGAUGAGAUGAUAAAUCAUGGCUGUUUUCCAGAUUUGGUCACAUAUAACACAAUGUUGAAUGGAAUGUGCAGGGAAAGAAAGCUUUCAGAAGCUAAUAAGCUUUUCAUGGAGAUGAUGGAAAGAAGAUUUACUCCAGAUUUUUACACUUUUACAACUCUUAUCCGUGGAUUUUGCAAAGAGGGAAGGAUGGAGGAAGCUUUUAAGCUGUUCAAUAAUAUGAUAAGUCAACAUGUUAAGCCAGAUGUUGUUACAUAUAACACCUUAAUUGAUGGUUUUUGCAAAGAAGGCGACAUGGAGAAAGCUUAUGAGUUAUGGGAUGGUAUGAUUCAUGGAGGAAUUAUGCCUAACUCCAUCACUUAUAGCAUACUAAUCGAUAGUUAUUGUACAAAGGGGGAUGUUGUUGAGGCAUUGAAGCUGCGGGAUGAAAUGUGUAAAAAAGGAAUUACGCCGAAUAUUGUGACUUACAACUCCAUUAUUAAAGGCUUUUGUUGCUCUGGUAAUGUGUUUAAGGCUGAAGAGUUUUUGAUCGAGAUGAAAAGCAGUAAUAUUGUUCCAAAUAGAAUAACUUAUAUCACUUUGGUUAAUGGGUUUGUGAAGGAAGAAAAAAUGGAGGAAGCUGUUUCCAUGGUGAAAAUAAUGGAAAGUGAAGGGAUCAAAUCGGAUAUUUCCACAUAUAAUGCGCUCAUCAGUGGAUAUUGUGAGCUUGGUAGUGUUCAGGAAGCACGUUACUUGUUUAAAAAAAUAGCCGUUAGGGGAAUUCUACCUAAUAAGUUUACUUAUACGACUCUCAUAAAUGGAUAUGUUGCUGCUGAGAACUUGAAGGAAGCAUUCAGGUUGCAUGAUGAGAUGUUGCAGAGAGGUUUUGUACCAGAUGAUAAGUUCUAAGAUCUGUGUUUUGUUGCUUCACUGAAACUUUCUGGCAGUGCAAAUUUUUAUAAAUAUGGGGGCCUUGGUGUCGAGCCGUAUAGUUUGGCCAUCAAGCCGAGAGAGCAGUUGAAUUUUGAGGGAAAAGAGCUUUUUUGCAUUGUGUGUGAGGCUGUGGAGAGACAGCUGGAUUCUCAUCUAGAGAUGUAAUGAAGAAUUGAGAAGAGGGGGGAUGGGCUAUAAAUGUGAAUUAGGAUUUAUUUAGGUUUAUUUUUUUGUUGCGGGCUUUACAUGUGUACCAUAAAAUUUUUACGUAUUUACAUGUAAAGUUUGAUAUU
Phalaenopsis equestris is the source of this 2576-nucleotide messenger RNA. RefSeq names its product pentatricopeptide repeat-containing protein At5g01110. The transcript is spliced from 3 exons. Lineage: Eukaryota; Viridiplantae; Streptophyta; Magnoliopsida; Asparagales; Orchidaceae. Gene Ontology annotation, molecular function: protein binding. The record is from RefSeq and is a predicted model, not a curated record. Bases 76 to 2259 code for a protein of 727 amino acids.